Geodia barretti is the source of this 669-nucleotide messenger RNA. The record is from the annotation of a GenBank genome assembly. Lineage: Eukaryota; Metazoa; Porifera; Demospongiae; Tetractinellida; Geodiidae.
AUGGAUUACGAGAUUUUACACAAGCCAUCUUAUGCCUUGGCACGGAUCAGGAUGAACGCACGGGAGCAAAUCCAGGCCGAGACGGGCGCCAUGGUCAGCAUGUCUGAUUCCAUUCACAUGGAAACAAGCACUCGCGGCAGCUUAUUUGGCGGCCUUCGGCGAUCGGUCCUCGGCGGCGAGAGUUUCUUUGUCAACACCUUCACCGCCGAGCAGUCGGGGGAAGUAACGGUGGCACCAUCACUUCCUGGUGACAUUGAGGUGCUGGAACUGAGGGGAGAAACGCUCAUGGUCCAGUCGGGUUCCUUUCUGGCAUCCACCUUGGGCAUCGAGGUGGAUUCCCAGUGGGGAGGCGCCCGUUCCUUCUUUUCCAAGGAGGGUCUGUUCCUGCUGCGUUGCUCCGGCAGCGGUCUACUGUUCAUUUCCUCCUACGGCGCUAUACACCGGAUUGACCUGGGUCGCGGCGAACGCUACACCGUAGACAACGGACAUAUGGUCGCCUUUGACGAGUCCGUCGGCUACGACGUUGGACGAUCCGGAGGAUGGAAAACGACAGUUCUCGGUGGGGAGGGCCUGGUCUGCAAACUGGAGGGACCCGGCCGUUUUUACAUGCAGACUCGCAGCGAGGACGCUUUCCUCAACUGGCUGGCGCCCAAAUUUCCGAAGCGGUAG